AUGCAAGGAGUUUAUAAUGGAUUUUCCACGAAAAUGAGCGAAGCAGCAGUUGAACAAGUACAUGUAUGGUGUUAUGCACAUGUAUUAAAUUUAGUUAUUAGUGAUAUUACAAGCAAAAUUGUCCAAUCUAUUUCUUUGUUUGGUAUCUUGCAAGGAUGUGCGGUAUUUAUACGUGAGUCAUAUAAACGUAUGGACAUAUGGACAACCAAAAAUUCCAAAAAAAAAAUAUGUACAAUCGGCGAAACAAGAUGGUGGUCCAAAGAUGCAGCAUUGACAAAGGUUUUUGGACAAUUUAAUGAACCCGAAAAUGGAUUGUAUGUUGAUCUCAUAACUACAUUAGAUGAAAUUGAAAACAAUUUAGGUAUAACUCCAGAUGCUCGAUUCAAGGCAAAAAAUUUAAAAGAAGGUUUGUUAAAAUAUGAAACUAUUUUAACUGCCCAAAUGUACUUGCGAAUUUUUAAAAAAACCACUCCUCUAUCAAAAUAUUUACAAGGGCAUGGAGUUAAUAUAAUUGCAGCUUAUCAAAUGGUGAAACAAACUUUGAAUGAUUUACAAGACUGUGCCCGCCAAUUUCAAUGUAUAAAAGAAGCAGCCAAUACUUUUGUUGAAUAUACCAAUAAAAAAUUUGAUGAAAUGGAGAAUAAUACUUUAGAAAUUCUAAAUGAGUUACCUCAUAUUAGAGUAAGAAAAAAAAAAAGACAAUUUACUGACUAUGAAUCAAUAGAUGAUCCUAUUACAGAUCCAUUACGGGCAUUUGAAAUCAAUGUUUAUAACCAAGUAUUUGAUACUGUUAUUGAAAAAAAAGAUAUUCUCAACAAAAUUGAUUCCGAAGACAUCAUAAAUAAAUUAGGAGCUAGAAGCCCAGUAUUUGGUAGAAUGUUACUAUGUUAA
Molecule: messenger RNA, 891 nt
Organism: Macrosiphum euphorbiae (potato aphid)
Lineage: Eukaryota; Metazoa; Arthropoda; Insecta; Hemiptera; Aphididae
Source: the annotation of a GenBank genome assembly